This is a messenger RNA of Lachancea nothofagi CBS 11611, 525 nucleotides long. The record is from the annotation of a GenBank genome assembly. NCBI's taxonomy places the organism in Eukaryota, Fungi, Ascomycota, Saccharomycetes, Saccharomycetales, Saccharomycetaceae.
AUGAAUGCUGAAAACACUAUAGUUUACGUCAAGAUAAGUGGUAGGACUAGGGAUGGAUUUGUUGACCCUCCAAAAUUCAAAUGGGACCUAGAAAAGGACAAAAAACUCUGGUCCAAGGUAUCGCGCUUUGGCAAUCAGAAGAAGACUAUCGAUUGGGUUCGGUUAAGUCGGGACUUUGAGACCCCUGAGUACUUUUUGCGUAAAAGAAGCUACAGGCUGUUUGCGAAGCAUCUGAAAAUGCUGGAACAAGAAAUAGAGACCAAAACUCGAGGUCUUACAGCUGGCAGUGAAAUUGAGGAUACAGAUAGUGCAAACAAUAACGAGGAGUUUGAAGAUAACGAUGGUGGCGAAGAUGAUGAAUUUCUGGCAUCGGAGGGUCUCAAAAAUCUACGGUCAUCUAAAAUCUUGAAUCAAAAAGUACCAGGAGACGCUAGAGCGGCCGAGUCCUCCUUGAGCGAGUUGUCGAACUUGAGUGUCAGUAAGUCGGCACUUGAAGAGGCCCUACUCGAUAGACUACAGUUAUGA